This is a messenger RNA of Penicillium verhagenii, 774 nucleotides long. RefSeq lists its product as uncharacterized. The record is from RefSeq and is a predicted model, not a curated record. Gene Ontology annotation, molecular function: trans-aconitate 2-methyltransferase activity. Lineage: Eukaryota; Fungi; Ascomycota; Eurotiomycetes; Eurotiales; Aspergillaceae. The transcript has a single exon. The coding region runs from base 1 to 774 and encodes 257 amino acids.
AUGCAUGAUUGGAGUGCAACACAAUACCUCAAAUUCAAGGACGAGCGCACCCAACCAGCCCGCGAUCUCCUCGCCAGGGUUCCACUCCAAGCCCCCAAAAGAGUAGUAGAUCUAGGAUGUGGGCCAGGGAACUCAACGGCUGUCCUUGAGUCCCGUUACCCUGACGCACAACUUGUAGGGAUGGAUUCAUCCCCAGACAUGAUCAACAAAGCCAAAUCCACCCUACCCCAUUUGACUUUCAGUAUCGAAGAUUUGAAUACAUACACGCCUGAAGUUCCAGUUGAUCUUUACUACUCCAAUGCCGUCUUUCAAUGGAUUAAGAGAGCAGACCGCAUUCGGAUCCUCAAGAACUUGAUCAAAACCCAACCGUCUGGUGGAGUGUUUGCUUUCCAGGUCCCGGACAAUCUCAAUGAGCCUUCUCAUGUCUUUAUGGAGGAAACUGCUAGGGCUGGACCCUGGGCGACCAAAUUGCAAUCCGUCGGUCGAGAUACAUUUCAGUCACCACAGGAGAUUUAUGAUCAGCUUAAGCCGCUUUGUUCGGAAGUGAACCUCUUCCAUACAAGCUACUAUCAUUCACUUGAGAAUCACGCGGCUAUCAUUGAAUGGGUCAAAGGGACUGGACUGAGACCUUACGUGGAUCCCUUGCAGCCGGAAGAGAAAGAUGCCUUUUUGAAAGAGUACCUAAGGCGCCUGGAAAAUGCAUAUCCCGUGUCUGCCGAUGGCCGAGUCUUGCUGCGAUACCCACGGCUGUUUGUUGUUACCGUGAAGAGCUGA